Molecule: messenger RNA, 2105 nt
Organism: Capsella rubella
Lineage: Eukaryota; Viridiplantae; Streptophyta; Magnoliopsida; Brassicales; Brassicaceae
Product: calmodulin-binding receptor-like cytoplasmic kinase 3
Exons: 8
Coding region: 337-1872 (511 amino acids)
Biological process (GO): protein phosphorylation
Molecular function (GO): ATP binding; protein kinase activity
Source: RefSeq, a predicted model, not a curated record
CUGACGCGGAAAAAAAAAAAAACAGAACACGAAUUUUCAAAGUUUUCCACAAGAUUGUCUUCCAUGAGAUCGUAACCACGUCCCUGACUCCUCAUCCUUCAGACAAAUACUUUCUUUGCCUUCUUUAGUCUUCUUUCUUUCACAUACUUGUCUGAAACAGAAUUAAAAAGCUUUGUAUUUUUCGGUCAAAACUGAUUCAAAUAUACUGUACAGUCAAGUCAAAGCUACAAGAUCUUGUUCCAGGUUUAGGGAAAAGCUUAUUUGGGUUUUGUAAAUGGCUUAUUGAAGUUUGAGUCUUUGCUAUUGAGUAUUUUGUUAAUAAUAAAAAGCCAAAUUAUGGGUGGAGAUGAUUUGAGCUUCACAAGAUUGGUGUUUACUACUUUGUUGUUGGGUUUGUUAAUGUUAUUGCAAACCAAGGAUACCUCUGCAUCAACUUCUUUUGUUGGCUCUAGUGUUUGUGGCUCUGAUCAUUUGACAUACACUAAGCCUUAUCAACAAGGGAGUUUGUUCACUAUCAAUGGGAAUCCAGUGGACAAAGUCCGGUUUUGCGAAGCUUUGCGGUUUCAUAAAGCCAAAGGUUGUAUCUUUGAGGAUUCUUCUAGUGUUGACAUCUGCACAGUUCACCAUCUACUAGGGAGAAGGUUUUUGGAAGAAAAACUUGUAAACGUUUCCAAAAGUAAUGAGGCUGGAUCUGAAUAUGGCCAAGUUAAAGUCAGCAUGGCAGCAAGCGGGUUUCUACUCUUCUGUUGCGCGCUUUGUUGUCCUUGUUUCCAUAAGGAGAGGAAAGCAAAUAGUCAUGAAGUUCUACCCAAGGAAUCUAACUCAGUGCACCAACUUUCCUCUUUUGAAAUGAGCCCUUCUUCUGAGAAGAUCCCGUCAAGUCCAUUCCGAGCACCACCAAGUCCAUCCCGUGUACCGCAAAGCCCAUCUAGAUAUGCUAUGUCCCCGAGACCUAGUAGACUAGGACCCUUGAACCUGAACAUGAGUCAGAUUGCUACAGCAACCAACAAUUUCUCUGAAAGUCAUCAAAUUGGUGAAGGAGGCUUUGGGGUAGUAUAUAAGGGCUAUUUAGAUGAUGGCCAGGUGGUUGCCAUUAAACGAGCAAAGAAGGAACAUUUCGAGAAUCUGCGAACAGAAUUCAAAAGUGAAGUUGACCUUUUGUCUAAAAUAGGCCAUCGAAAUCUAGUGAAGCUUCUUGGCUAUGUUGAUAAAGGAGACGAGAAGCUUAUCAUAACUGAGUAUGUCAGAAAUGGUACACUCCGGGAACACUUGGAUGGUACUAGUGGAACCAAACUUAAUUUCAAUCAAAGGUUGGAGAUUGUGAUCGAUGUCUGCCAUGGAUUGACCUAUCUCCAUUCCUAUGCAGAAAGACAGAUAAUUCACCGUGACAUAAAAUCCUCGAACAUUCUCCUUACGGAUAGCUUGAGAGCUAAAGUGGCAGACUUCGGGUUUGCAAGAGGCGGUCCUACUGACUCGAACCAGACCCACAUUUUAACCCAAGUGAAAGGAACAGUUGGUUAUCUCGAUCCCGAGUACAUGAGGACUUAUCAGCUCACUGCCAAAAGCGAUGUUUACUCGUUCGGGAUUUUGCUUGUAGAAAUACUCACAGGUCGUCGCCCUGUAGAAGCCAAGCGACCUCAUGACGAAAGGAUUACCGUUCGAUGGGCAUUCGAGAAAUACAAUGAAGGAAAAGUGUUUGAACUGGUGGAUCCAAACGCGAGGGAACGAGUUGACGAGAAGAUACUAAGGAAGAUGUUCAGUUUGGCAUUUCAAUGUGCUGCUCCUACGAAAAAAGAGCGGCCGGACAUGGAAGCUGUUGGGAAGCAGCUUUGGGCUAUAAGGUCUAGUUAUCUUAGGCGCUCAAUGGUAUAAAGAUGAAAUAAAUGCCUUUCACACGUCCAAAACAGAACUGCUAGACUCUCUUGUUAGAUAAUAUUACUUCUUUUACAAUUUGCCUUCAUACCACUUUUUUUUUUCACUGUCUUUAUUGCGAGAGUUUGUUGAUUUGAAAUGAGAUGUCUGAUUCAUGAUUGAGAUUGUCUCACGAAGCAUGAACAAUUGUAGAACUCAGAGUUCUGAGUUAAAAGAAGUAAACUCUAUGUGCA